AUGGCUUCAAUUACUCUCUCACCAAAUGCUGCCCCUGUUGCUUUGUCUCCAUCAUCUAGUGUUGUUGUUUUGUCACCACCUCCGUCACCUUUACCUGGUUCUUCUCAGUUGAAUCAAACAUCGAAUUCUCCUCCUCCUUCAUCUCCUUCUGACCCUUCGGCUCUUCCUCCUUCUGACCCUUCAGCUCCUCCUCCUUCUCCUCCACAGACUGUGCCGGUCACUCCUCCUCCUUCGCCACCUGUUUCUCCUCCUCCUUCUCCACCCGUUUCUCCUCCACCAUCAACUACACCGCCGCCAAGCUCUCCACCACCAUCGCCACGUUCAUCACCACCUCCACCAGUUGUAACAUCACCACCUCCUGCACCGGUUGUAACAUCACCACCUCCUGCACCAGCUACCACCUCCCCUCCUCCACCAGUUAACACUGCCCCUCCUCCAGAUGAAACUUCACCUUCGCCUCCGAGUUUGUCUCCACCGCCCCCAGCAACUAAUUCCCCUCCUCCUAAAUCAUCAAAGCCACCGCCUUCUCAAACAAUUUCGCCGUCUCAACCUCCACCUCCUCCUCCGGAUAAAGUAUCAAAGCCACCAUCUGCCAAUCCUCCUCCGGCACCACACGCAAAGCCACCAAAACGUACUCCUUCACCUCCUUCACCUGAUGCGUCCCCUCCAUCAGUUUCUCAACCACCUCCUUCACAUGAUGCAUCCCCUCCAUCUGUUUCUCAAUCACCUCCUUCCCCUUCAACUGUCCCACCUCCAUCCCCAUUGCCAUCGACUCUCACUUCAGGACCUGCAGCACCUCCAGCCCCUUUGCCUCGUCUUCCUACUAACGAAACAGUACCUGGUGGCAGUCCAAUUGUGCCAUUGCCAUUGAGACCAAGUGUUGAUGGUUCUAAUAAUAUAGCCACAAACAACAGACCUUCACAUUCAGGAGGGUUAAAUACCGGAGCAGCUGUUACUAUUGGUGUUGUAGUUAGUUUAAUUGUCCUCGGCCUUCUUGGUUUGGCUGUGUGCUUUGUACAGAAAAAGAAGAAGGGAAAAGCAUCCAGAUCUGAUUAUGCUGCGCCUUCUCCAUUUACCUCAUCUCACAAUUCAGGUACCUUGUUCUUGAAGCCAUACCCUCCAGCCAAUCUGAAUGGGAGUGGCAAUGGUAGUGAAUUUGUGUAUUCACCACCGGAGCCAAGUGGAGUAAAUAAUUCAAGAUCAUGGUUAACAUAUGAAGAACUAAUCCAAGCUACAAAUGGGUUUUCAGAGCAGAAUUUGUUGGGAGAAGGUGGAUUUGGUUGUGUCUACAAAGGUUUGCUAGAUGGAAGAGAAGUAGCCGUAAAACAGCUUAAAAUUGGCGGUGGACAAGGGGAACGUGAGUUCAGAGCAGAAGUUGAGACUAUUAGUCGAGUACAUCAUCGUCAUCUGGUUUCUUUGGUUGGUUACUGUAUAUCUGAGCAUCAAAGAUUGCUCGUCUACGACUUUGUUCCCAACGAUACUCUUCAUUAUCAUCUACAUGAUGAAAAAGCACCCAUUUUGAAUUGGCCUAUCAGAGUUAAGGUUGCUGCUGGUGCAGCUCGUGGAAUAGCUUACUUACAUGAAGACUGUCAUCCACGCAUUAUUCAUCGAGAUAUUAAGUCAUCAAACAUCCUUCUCGAUCACAACUUUGAAGCUCUAGUUUCAGAUUUUGGGCUUGCGAAAUUAGCGUUGGAUUCAAACACACAUGUAACUACACGUGUAAUGGGAACAUUUGGGUAUAUGGCACCAGAAUAUGCAACGAGUGGAAAAUUGACAGAUAAGUCUGAUGUAUAUUCCUUCGGUGUUGUGCUUUUGGAGCUAAUUACAGGUCGGAAGCCUGUAGAUGCCUCUCAGCCAAUCGGUGAUGAGAGCCUGGUUGAAUGGGCUCGGCCUCUGUUGAUUGAAGCACUCGACACCGAGGACUUUGAAACUUUGGUGGAUCCAAGACUGGAAAAGAACUACAACAGAAACGAAAUGUUUAGAAUGAUCGAGGCUGCUGCAGCCUGCGUGCGUCACUCCUCAGUUAAGAGGCCACGGAUGAGUCAGGUUAUGAGAGCUUUUGAUUCCAUGGCCGAGUUUUCGGAUCUGAAUAACGGAAUGAAACCGGGGCAGAGUUCAGUGUUUGAUUCUGCACAACAAUCUGCACAGAUCAAAAUGUUUAGGAGGAUGGCUUUCGGAAGCCAAGACAGUUCCAGUUUCUUUAAUGAUUCUCAAAGUAGCUAUGGAAGUAGGAAUCAAGACUCUACAACUACGCUCUCCCAAAAUAAAUCUCGGCCUUGGAACGUUCGAGACGACCCUUUAUAG
Messenger RNA from Lathyrus sativus (Indian pea), 2304 nucleotides. The record is from the annotation of a GenBank genome assembly. NCBI's taxonomy places the organism in Eukaryota, Viridiplantae, Streptophyta, Magnoliopsida, Fabales, Fabaceae.